Messenger RNA from Seminavis robusta, 384 nucleotides. The record is from the annotation of a GenBank genome assembly. Lineage: Eukaryota; Bacillariophyta; Bacillariophyceae; Naviculales; Naviculaceae.
AUGCCUUUUCUGAUAUAUGCAACAAGGGAUGUCUUACUGGGUAUUCGGGCAUUGGCAUCAUCAGCCAUGUUGGAUAGCAUGAGAACCUCAAGUUGGGACAGGCUUUCAACAACUUUGGGCAGAAAUUUCUCCGAGGCUAGUCGAGGGCAAUCAUACACUCUAAAAAAUGUCAAGUUUCUUAGUUUGAAUAAUUCUGAAGGGACUGUGCCUGGUAACAGUUUGGAGUCCAUCAUGUUAGCGAUGGCAAAUGCAUGUCAAGUUGCAACAUGCAGUAGAAGCGUACCUGUCAGCUGGGUCAUGACAAAGAAUCCUAAGCUCAUUAGGCAAUCUAAAUUGCCAAGUUCUGUGGGAACAGUUCCGCAUAUUCCAGCACCCCCCAGAUGA